This is a messenger RNA of Astyanax mexicanus (Mexican tetra), 2535 nucleotides long. RefSeq names its product somatostatin receptor 2a (gene sstr2a). Gene Ontology annotation, molecular function: somatostatin receptor activity; neuropeptide binding. Gene Ontology annotation, biological process: neuropeptide signaling pathway; cellular response to glucocorticoid stimulus; cellular response to estradiol stimulus. Gene Ontology annotation, cellular component: membrane; neuron projection. NCBI's taxonomy places the organism in Eukaryota, Metazoa, Chordata, Actinopteri, Characiformes, Acestrorhamphidae. The record is from RefSeq and is a predicted model, not a curated record. The coding region runs from base 415 to 1554 and encodes 379 amino acids. The transcript is spliced from 2 exons.
GCGCUGCUGUGCUCCGUAUGGAUGAGGCAGUUUCUCACCGUCACUCUUCACAGUCGCGCGCUCAGAGCCGGCAAGCUCGAGCUCCAUCUGCACGCGGAGCCUGGAACCUACAGCGCGCGCCCACGUUGCGCAAGCGGAGCGCCCUGAGCAGAGCGAGCGCGCGGAGACCUGAGAGAGCGGGUGGAGUGAGGAGUCUAGAACCCCGGACUGGGUUCUCCACUGAUGGGGUGAACUGAACCCGCGCGCUCCCGAGACAGCUGCUGGAAUACAGAGGCGAGCGCGCGCAGAGCGCAGUGAGGAUGGCAGCGCGCGAGGGAUUACACUGAGACUGUGGGGAACAGCGCUGCCCGACAGGUCUGACAGAAUGGCGUAGUCUCCUGCUUCACGAAGAAAAGAGCUGAUCUGAACUGACGCAUGGUCAAAAUGGAGUCCUGGACUUUACUCCCACCUCCCCUGCCGGAGCACCUCCUCUAUGACAGCUUCUUCCCUGUAAACGAGUCUGACUUUGAACCGGAGGACUACUCCCACAACGACACCCACCCGGCUUUCGACCGGACCAGCUCGGUGGUCAUCACCUUUAUGUACUUUGUGGUGUGUGCCGUUGGCCUCUGCGGCAACGCUCUGGUCAUGUACGUGAUCCUUCGCUACGCCAAGAUGAAGACCGUCACGAACAUCUACAUCCUCAACCUGGCUGUGGCCGACAUCCUCUGCAUGCUCAGCCUGCCCUUCAUCGCCAUUCAGUUGGCGCUACUGCACUGGCCUUUUGGUGCGGCCAUCUGCCGCAUCGUCCUGACCAUGGACUCACUGAACCAGUUCACCAGCAUCUUUUUCCUGACCGUGAUGAGCAUCGACCGGUACCUUGCCGUGGUGCAUCCAAUCAAGUCCACCAAAUGGCGGAAGCCGCGGGUGGCCAAAACAAUCAGUCUGGCCAUGUGGGUAGUGUCUCUGCUGGUGAACCUUCCCAUCAUGAUUUUCAGUGGCCUGAACACCAACAAAAAUGAGGCACAGACGUGCACCAUGCUGUGGCCCAAGCCUCAGAACACCUACUACACUGCCUUCAUCUUCUACACCUUCUUCUUGGGCUUCUUCCUGCCGCUGAUUGUCAUCUGCUUGUGCUACCUGCUCAUCGUCAUCAAGGUGAAGACCUCGGGCAUGAGGGUGUGCUCCAGCAAACGCAAGCGCUCCGAGCGCAAGGUGACUCGCAUGGUGUCCAUCGUGGUGGUGGUGUUCGUGCUCUGCUGGCUGCCUUUCUACAUGUUCAACGUGGCGGCGGUGACCGGCACGCUUUACCCCACGCCGGUGCUGAAGAGCACCUUCGACUUUGUGGUGGUGCUGGGCUACGCCAACAGCUGCGCCAACCCCAUUCUCUAUGCCUUCUUGUCUGAUAACUUCAAGAAGAGUUUCCAGAAUGUUCUUUGCCUCAAGAGGGUGGGCGGCCUGGACGAGAUCGAGCGGAGCGACAGCCGCCAGGACAGAACGCGGAUGGUUAACGAUGUCAUGACUGAGACUCAUAAUGCUGCCCUGCUGAAUGGGGAUUUGCAGACCAGCAUCUAAGCAUGGUUCAAAGCGCUGAUCUUCAAAUUGCUAAUGGUUACGUUUUAGACGUUUCCAAGCAUGUAGCAAGAGGCGGAAGGUCACAGAAUUGAUGGACGCAGUGAAAACCAUUGAAAAUGAACUUUGCAGAACUUCAUAGAGCUUCUCCGGCUUGAGGAACAACAACAUCUCUGAAGUAAUUUAAUGGAGAGAGAUAGAGACAAAGAGAGAUAGAGAAAGAGGGAGAAAUUGCUUCAUUGCUUCAUUUCGUGCCCAAAGUCCAUUCUCUUCUUUAUUGACAAAGCAGGGGGAUGGUACUCACUCAGACUGGGACUACUAUCUUUUUCUGUGGACGGAUUUCAACAGUCAGCAACUGUUAAGCUGUUAAGGACAGUCAAUAACAAACCUCAGACAAGCUUUUAAGCCAGACUGCGAGAGACUUUCUUCUGCUUUUCCUCUAGAGAUAUCGAUAUUUAAGCAGGACCAAUGUGAUCAACAUCACUGAGAAUGUGACUUGACUGUAGAUAACCACGUUUGUUUGCUUUACGUAUUUGUGUGCAGUUGCCAAAACUCUUGCAUUUUAUCCGUGUUCACUGCUGACAAAACAAGGUCACUGUCCUCACAAGGUAAACACAAGGUCAUUUGCUCUCUCUUUGAGACAGAUCACCACAACGUUGUCUGAGAACAGGCCUUCAUGACGUUAAUGAGCCAGUGUUUCGUCAUUACGAAUUAGAGCGAGAACGGUAGGGUCUCAUCAGGAGUAGUAUAAUCCAAUGUAAUCCAACAAGCUACAGCAGACCCAACAACGCGUUCAUAAGAUGUGCAUAAGAUGAAUAAAAACAAGAUUUACACAUCAAAGGACAUUAUAUAAAACUAGACACAUGGUGAUAUAAUAAAAUUAACAUCACAAUAUCGACCAAAGCUUUUAUCAAGGCCAAUCACAAAUGUUGUAUUAGAAAAAUAAACACUACAAAUACAAAAUACUAUAUAUACAUACAUCAA